GUUGGAACGGUCCUGCACAGUUGUGAUGCCUAAAGUUAGGAUUACAUGUAGAUCGUCUCUGUUGGCUAUUCAUUUUAGUGGAUAACUUCCCUCUGUGAAUGCAAAGGAGUCCCACUUAGAAUCCAUUAUCAGAGGAGGAUGUCUGUGUCGGGGAAGAAGGAAUUUGAUGUAAAGCAGAUCCUCAGGCUCCGCUGGCGCUGGUUCAGCCAUUCAUCCCAAGGUUCGGCUGGAGGUGGGGGUGGUGGCGUUGGCGGGGUGGGAGGCUACAUCCAGCAGGAUGGCCUGGACCACAGAGGGACCCCCGUCCAGGGCCGGCUGAAGAGUCACUCACGGGAAAGAGGUGUAGGAGGACUACGGAAGACUAACAGCCCGGCCCACAGUAUCUUAGCACCGACGCCGGGGCCCACGCCUGUCUAUGUCAGAGGGGGUCAUCAAUCAUGGCACCAUCAGCAGAACACCAUCCAGGGUCUCCAGGUCAACGAGGAAUCUUCAAAGAGCAGUUCAUCGCCCAGCACCACAAGGAAAGUGGAAGCCAACAUUGGCCAAGAAGAUGUGAAGAGCAGCACAGAGGAACCUGCAGAGGUGGAGGCCAGAGAGAGGUUAGCUCUGAGCACUUUCUCCAGAAUGAACACCAACUCCUCUGAUGAGUUUUUCCAGGCGACCAAUCAUGCAGAACAGACUUUCCGUAAGAUGGAGACCUACCUCCAGCACAAGCAGCUGUGUGAUGUCCUCUUGAUAGCAGGGGAUCAUAAGAUUCCAGCUCACAGAUUAGUCCUCAGUGCUGUAUCGGACUACUUUGCUGCUAUGUUCACCAGCGACGUAAGAGAGGCAAAACAAGAGGAGAUCAAGAUGGAGGGAGUCGAUCCUGAAGCCCUCAGAUCUCUGGUUCAUUUCGCCUACACUGGUGUCCUUGAGCUGAAAGAGGAGACCAUUGAGAGCUUAUUGGCGGCAGCUUGCCUCCUCCAGCUUUCACAAGUCAUCCAGGUCUGCUGUAACUUCCUGAUGAAGCAGCUUCAUCCCUCCAAUUGCCUGGGAAUACGCUCCUUUGCAGAUGCCCAGGGCUGUGUGGACCUGCUCAAUGUGGCUCAUAACUACACUAUGGAACACUUCCUGGAGGUCAUUCAGAACCAGGAGUUCCUGCUGCUCCCUACGGCUGAGAUUGUUAAGCUGCUCUCCAGCGAUGACAUCAACGUUCCAGAUGAGGAAACAAUCUUCCAGGCUUUGAUGAUGUGGGUGAGGUAUGAUGUCCAGCAUCGACAACAGGACCUAGGGGUGCUCCUUGCCUAUAUCCGUCUGCCUCUUCUUCCUCCACAGCUUCUUGCAGAUCUGGAAAACAACAAGAUGUUCUCUGAUGAUCUGGAAUGCCAAAAGCUGCUGAUGGAGGCCAUGAAGUACCAUCUUCUGCCUGAGCGACGUCCCAUGUUUCAGAGCCCAAGAACCAAACCUAGAAAGUCCACUGUUGGUGCACUUUAUGCAGUAGGAGGGAUGGAUGCCACCAAAGGCUCCACCACCAUAGAGAAGUACGACCUGCGGACUAACACUUGGGUGCAGGUUGGAAUUAUGAAUGGACGCCGGUUGCAGUUUGGCGUGGCGGUGAUUGACAACAAGCUGUAUGUGGUCGGAGGAAGAGAUGGACUCAAGACGUCCAACAUGGUGGAGUGCUACAAUCCAAUCAACAAAGUGUGGUCCACCAUGCCCCCCAUGUCAACACACAGACAUGGACUUGGUAUUGCUGUGCUGGAGGGCCCCAUGUAUGCUGUAGGAGGCCACGACGGCUGGAGCUAUCUCAACACAGUGGAACGCUGGGACCCUCAGGCCAGACAGUGGAACUACGUGGCCAGUAUGUCGACACCACGGAGCACCAUGGGAGUCACAGCGCUCAAUGGAAAAUUGUUUGCAGUAGGUGGUCGAGACGGCAGCUCAUGUUUGAGGUCCAUGGAGUGCUUCGAUCCGCAUACCAACAAGUGGAGCAUGUGUGCUCCCAUGGCCAAGAGGCGAGGAGGAGUGGGUGUGGCGACAUACAACAACUUCCUGUAUGCUGUAGGCGGACACGACGCUCCCGCCUCCAACCACUGUUCGAGACUCUCCGACUGUGUAGAGAGAUAUGACCCAAAGACAGACACGUGGACCACUGUGUCCUCCCUCAGCGUUCCCCGGGAUGCAGUGGGUGUUUGCCUGCUGGGUGACAGGCUGUAUGCUGUGGGAGGAUAUGAUGGCCAGUCAUAUCUGAACACUGUCGAGUCCUACGAUGCACAAAACAAUGAGUGGACUGAGGAGGUCCCUCUCAACAUUGGCAGGGCAGGUGCCUGUGUGGUGGUGGUGAAAUUGCCUUGAGCGCUUUGUCUCACGACAGCAUGGGAAAGAAAUGAAAAGAAGUUGCGAAGAAGAGUGG
Thunnus maccoyii (southern bluefin tuna) is the source of this 2392-nucleotide messenger RNA. RefSeq names its product kelch-like family member 4 (gene klhl4). NCBI's taxonomy places the organism in Eukaryota, Metazoa, Chordata, Actinopteri, Scombriformes, Scombridae. The coding region runs from base 139 to 2334 and encodes 731 amino acids. The transcript has 12 exons. The record is from RefSeq and is a predicted model, not a curated record. Gene Ontology annotation, molecular function: protein binding.